Molecule: messenger RNA, 381 nt
Organism: Adineta steineri
Lineage: Eukaryota; Metazoa; Rotifera; Eurotatoria; Adinetida; Adinetidae
Source: the annotation of a GenBank genome assembly
AUGCCUAAUUCGAAUUCGAAUAUAACUGAAAAUUUCGCGACACUCUUUAAAUUACACAUGAUGAUAACUGAAACAAAAUCAAUAGUAUGUAUAUCAUGUACAAAUUUAAAUAAUUCAAAUUGUGAUGAUCCAUUUAAUUUAACAUCAACAACUUUUUCAUAUAUUUUAAAUCAAACAUAUUGUCAAAAAAUGAUUAGUAUAAAUGGAAUUAUUCAACGUUCAUCUUCUGAUCAAUAUUGUUCAUCAUUUAAUACAAUUGGUAUUUCAUCAGCUUAUUGUUGUUCAGAUAGAGAUUAUUGUAAUAAAACAAAUCAAUUUUAUCAAUCUUUUACAUUUAUUGUAAUUCUAAUUAGUUUAGCUUUUUUUAAAAUUUUUCUUUAG